CUGAUCAGGUGAAUAUAUCUUUCGUUCUCAUCCAUCUCUAAGAACUUUCAAAUGGAGAAGAAAGGCCAGCGUAGUACACAUGACUCCUUGCUGACACACCACCCGGUUCUCUGUAUCAUUGCUUUGUCUGUAAUUUUCAUAGCGAUUGACCCCUUUCACAUAAGUCCAGUCGGUGGUCGUGAGUUCAAACCCGUGAAGCAUGAGGUUGCUCCAUACAAGCAAGUCAUGGAAAACUGGCCGAGAGACAACCUUAGCCGACUAGGCCAUCAUGGGAAGCUCGAGUUUGUGGACGAAGUCUUUGGUCCAGAGUCAUUAGAGUUUGAUGGUUUAGGCCGUGGUCCAUACACAGGGUUGGCUGAUGGGAGGGUGGUUAGAUGGAUGGGUGAAGCAACCGGAUGGGAGACAUUCUCCGUUGCAACAUCAAAAUGGUCAGAGAAGACAUGCGCAAGAGGUGUGGAUUCAACAACGAAUAAGCAAUGGAAGCACGAGAAGCUGUGUGGGCGACCUCUUGGUCUGAGAUUUAAUAAAGAGAGUGGAAACUUGUACAUUGCAGACGCUUACUAUGGUCUACUAAUGGUUGGUCCUGAAGGAGGGGUUGCUACGCCUUUAGCUACUCAUGUGGAAGGGAAGCCUAUACUCUUUGCCAACGAUCUCGACAUCCAUAGAAAUGGCUCAAUCUUCUUCACAGACACAAGCAAACGAUAUGACAGAGCGAAUCAUUUCUUCAUAUUACUUGAAGGAGAAUCAACAGGGAGGCUUCUUAGGUAUGACCCACCUACCAAAACAACACACGUUGUGCUUGAUGGUUUGGCUUUUCCCAAUGGCAUUCAACUCUCUAAAGACCAAUCUUUCCUUCUCUUCACAGAAACUACCAAUUGCAGGUUAGUGAAGUACUGGCUGGAGGGUUCAAAGAGAGGUGAAGUUGAGGUGGUGGCAGAUCUACCGGGAUUCCCAGACAAUGUGAGAAUGAACGAGAAGGGUGAGUUUUGGGUCGCAAUAGACUGUUGCAGAACACCAGUUCAAGAGGUUCUUACAAACAAUCCUUGGAUAAAGAGCAUCUACUUUCGGUUGCCUAUACCGAUGAAGUUGCUGGCGACAGCCAUGGGUAUGAGAAUGCACACUGUUAUAUCAAGAUUCGAUGAGGACGGCAAGGUCUUGGAGGUUCUUGAGGAUAGACAAGGAAAGGUAAUGAAGCUUGUUAGUGAAGUGAGGGAGGUUCAAGGGAAGCUUUGGAUUGGAACAGUGGCUCAUAACCAUAUUGCCACUUUGCCUUAUCCAUUAGCAGUGAAUUAGUGAACAAGUAACUUUGAUGUGUAGUUCUUAGCUUCUGGAAGGAUAAAGAUAAUCAUAGAUAUAAUAUGAUGAUUAGACUAAACCAUCUACCUGUAACUAAACUAUCUUUGUUUUGUCAUUGAAGAGUGUCGAUAGAGUACGAUGUCGAUAUAACAAAUGGAAAAUGUAUUACUAACAAAUAAUAAUAUCUAAGUCACAUAAUUUGUACAGCCUAGUUCAUGAGACACAGGUAGAAGUCCCUUGUGUCGCUGUCUGGUUCCUGACCAAAGAAGCUCAUUGCGACAUCAUCACUCGGCAACACUUUCUCUUACAACCAAUAUGUAACAUAACAGUAGCUAAACUCAGUACGUUGUGCAUCUACAAAUGAGUAGAAGAAGACAGAUUACAUUUUGAUCAGAUGCCAAAAGAGCGAGGAGAGUGAU
Messenger RNA from Brassica oleracea var. oleracea, 1715 nucleotides. RefSeq names its product protein STRICTOSIDINE SYNTHASE-LIKE 13-like. Gene Ontology annotation, biological process: biosynthetic process. The transcript is spliced from 4 exons. Bases 52 to 1293 code for a protein of 413 amino acids. Gene Ontology annotation, molecular function: strictosidine synthase activity. The record is from RefSeq and is a predicted model, not a curated record. NCBI's taxonomy places the organism in Eukaryota, Viridiplantae, Streptophyta, Magnoliopsida, Brassicales, Brassicaceae.